UAAACAAACCCUCUCACCUUAUUUUCACCAGAUGAUAUCAACAAGUACAUUGAAUUGAUACUAAUUUCCACUUAUGAGACGAAUUCGACCAUAUCACCUUCAAUUUCACUUACAUAAGAUAUAGCGAGAUAUACAAACUUAUAUUAUUAAAACAGGUAAACUAAGUGAGCCUUGCAAGCCGGGUGAAAAUAACACACGGUGUAAACAAAAGAGAUAAGAAAUAGUUAUCAACAAAUGUUUUGUAGAGAAACAAGUGAUUGUGUAGCAGAAACUUUACAAGAAAUGAGCAGCGGCAUUAGCGUUAAGAAGGUGGAGCACCACGAGCAGCUCGAGCUGUGCCAGACCAGAGCCAAGUACAGGCAGGGCAGGAAGCUGACAGCCGUCAAGGUCUACACUGUCAACGACGAGUCCAAAUACCUCAUCGUCAACGGUGUUCCGGCCAUCAAGAUUGGCAGUGAACUUGAGUCGCUGUGUCUGAGAUACGGAGACGUCCAAGUGUUAGACAUAUUGCCCGAUUAUCCUUGUGAGGAGUACACGGAGGUUUAUUUGCUGAAAUAUCGUAAUAUUAAGAGUGCCAGGUUUGCCAAGAUUCAGUUGGAUGGGAAGUCGUAUUACGGCGGGGUGUUACACGUGUGUUAUGCGCCUGAGCUGGAGACCCUAGAGGAGACGAGAGAGAAGCUCGCAGACAGAAGGAAGACUGUUGCAGCUCUUACUAGGUAUAAACAAGACCCGUCUCUGGUAAAUCCGUCAAAGAGGAGGAACAGCCAAGUGUUGAGUGGAGCAGCUGGACGGUAUCUUGUUCAUUUAAAACCAGAAUUAAGGAACAUAAACCAGGACUUUGUAAAUAAUUCACCAAUAAUGGGUGGACCAUCAGAUGAAGGUAGAACAACAAGCCAAGCUAGUGUCGGUGCCAACUUCAAUACAUCAUGUCCUUCAGAAUCUUGUGCCUCCCUACAGCAGCCACCUAUUACUUUAAUUCCCCGAACAGUUAAAAGGCAAAUGAAUUUUCCAAGCCCUACAGUACCUAACACCAAAAAAAUAAAAGUUUUUGGUAACAAGAAUAUUCUAGCAUAUAAAUCAAAUGGUAAAUAAUGUAAUUGAGAUCAUAUUCUGUAAUUAGAGGCAAGAGAUUACUAUUCAGGUCUUGCCUGAGUACUUGUCAAUUCCUCACUUGUUGCAGCUGUCUUUAGCAUAUCUUAUUUUUGUACAACAGUUAUGAAAUUAUUUAGAACCUAGUGUUCAGAGUUUGUAUGAACAUUUAGGAAAAGUUGCAUCAAAAUGUUAUGAAAUAAAUAUUUAUAAAAAUAUGAUACAUAUAUUAUGCUUUCUUGAAUUCAUUACUAGCAUUAAUACUAGAAAUGUGACAAAUAAAGAUUUCAGCUUA
This is a messenger RNA of Procambarus clarkii (red swamp crayfish), 1384 nucleotides long. RefSeq names its product RNA-binding protein 48. Gene Ontology annotation, molecular function: nucleic acid binding. Lineage: Eukaryota; Metazoa; Arthropoda; Malacostraca; Decapoda; Cambaridae. Gene Ontology annotation, cellular component: nucleoplasm. The record is from RefSeq and is a predicted model, not a curated record.